AUGGCCCUUAGAAUCUUUGCGGACGUUGGGAAUGUAAAAAAUUGUGCCUCAAUGUUCCCCAAGACAGUUUCGGCUUGUCAACUUGUGGCGCAAGAGGCGAAGACUCGAGCUAUGAAAAAAUUGAACGAGAUAUACUCCUGCCCGGAUGCCUCACGUACGUUUGCUAACACCGCCGAGUUGGCUGAUAUUGCGGCUGCUGAAUUUGAUAUAUCGACAAGUUUGCUAUCCGUUGCCAUGAGUGUGUUGCCAGACGAAUCAACCCGGGAGGAAGCGAACAAGCAAAUUGUGGAGCUCAAGUCAUUUGAAAUUGAUAAUUUCCAGUCUAACAAGCGUCUUUUUGAGGCUCUUAAGACGGUUUCUUUGAGCCCUGGGUACAAGGAGGAAUACAUCAACGGCUCGAAGAACAAGGAGUAUUCUUACUGGCUUGAGGAAGAACUUCGGGAUUACCGACGAAAGGGGAUGGAAUUACCAGAAGACAAGUUUAACGAGGUCGUGGCUCUACAAAAAGAGCUAUCGGCGUUGUGCACAACAUUUUCUCGGAAUAUCAGUGAGGACAAAAGCCAGGUUCUGGUUUCGGCUGAGGAGCUAAAGGGCGUGCCAGAGAAUGUCAUCAAUGGCUUAAAAAAGACCGAUGAUGGGAUGUACAUUUUAAAGAUGGACUAUCCAACAUUCUUUGGUGUGAUGAAAAAUUGUGAGGUGGCUGCGACUCGUAAGGCCAUGGCCCGAGCAGCAGCCAACAAAGCCUAUCCCAUGAACGGAGCUGUCCUGAAAGAGAUGAUCGCAAAACGGCAAAAGUUGGCGGAGCUCCUUGGAUUCCCUUCGUACAGCUAUCUUAACUUGGAUGACAAGAUGGCAAAGUCUCCCGAUAUCGCUCGGAGUUUUGUGGAUGAUCUUAUUCCUCGUCUCCAGAAAAAGUGGAAGUCCGAACUGGAGAUGAUAAAAAAGCAUUUGCAUGAGAGCUGUGUUCUAACAGAAGAGGGGCUUCUACAGGAGUAUGAUGUAUCGUUUAUGAUGAAUCAAAUCAAAAAGAACCAACUCAACGUCAGCGAAACAGAAAUUCAGGAGUAUUUUCCUCUUGAUGUGACGGUAAAGGGCCUGUUUGACAUUUAUCAGGCCUUUUUCGACCUAACUUUUACGCGUAUUGAUAACGGCUCGGAGCUUUGGGACAAGGAUGCCUUCACUCUUCAUGUGGCGGAGAGGGCAACUGGGAGAACAUUGGGGCACGUGAUUUUGGAUCUCUUUCCACGUGAUGGCAAGUAUUCGCAUGCCUGCUGCCAUUCAGUGGUUCCCCCUGUUCUGUUGGAGGGUGCCGAAGACGAAUUCUCACCAGCUUUGGCUGUAGUCAUUGCCAACUUCCCUGCUCCAUCAGGAGAUCAGCCGGCACUGUUCCUCCACGAUGAUGUGACGACUUUCUUCCAUGAGUUUGGUCACGCUAUUCAUGGACUCAUGGGACGCAGUCGAAUGGCUACUUUUGCGGGAACAAAUGUCAAGUGGGACUUUGUUGAAUUGCCUUCGCAGAUGUUGGAAGAAUGGGUUUGGGAACCUGAAAUACUUCGAAAGAUAUCGUCCCAUUAUAAAACCAAAAACAAGUUGCCAAGCAAGCUCGCCGAGGCCAAGGUUAAAUCCCGAAAUGCAUUCAGUGGACGGGAUGCUUUGCGCCAACUGGAGUUUGCCACCUACUCACUGGAAAUCUUUGGCGCACCGUUCGCAAAUGCGAAGGAUCCAAGUAACUUGGAUACCACCAAGCUGAUGAUUGAUAUCCGAACACGCAUAACCCCUGAAAUCAAAUGUGAGAGUGGUACGCACUUUGAAUGUGGUUUUGGCCACCUCACUGGUUAUGGUGCUGGUUACUACGGCUACAUGUGGUCUAAGGUGUUUGCCCUCGACGUUUAUGAUUACAUCAAAAGCCGAAGCGGUCUUUUGGACCCCAAUCUUGGGAGACGUUAUGUGACAGAAAUCAUUGGUGUUGGGGGUGGUCGGGACCCCAGUGAUAUGCUGAAGAAGUUCUUGGGACGAGAGCCUAACAACAACGCGUUCUUGAAAAAUCUCGGUGUCUAG
Molecule: messenger RNA, 2058 nt
Organism: Trypanosoma grayi
Lineage: Eukaryota; Euglenozoa; Kinetoplastea; Trypanosomatida; Trypanosomatidae
Product: putative thimet oligopeptidase, putative,metallo-peptidase, clan MA(E), family M3
Exons: 1
Coding region: 1-2058 (685 amino acids)
Biological process (GO): peptide metabolic process; proteolysis
Molecular function (GO): metalloendopeptidase activity
Source: RefSeq, a predicted model, not a curated record